AUGACUAUUAGUACGAAAAUCGUGUCCAUCAUAUAUGACUCAAACGAAAGCCAGAUCUUCAUGACACCGGAUGAUUUCCUGCGAGCGCUCACACCGGGGGUCAAACAGCCGGACGGUCUCGGGUUAGACCACUUCAGGCGCAUUGACUUAUCAAAGGAAGAGGACACAGAUCCUAUGCUUUCAGGCGGGAGCAAAGAAUUGGCUUAUAAUUUGAAGCCAGAGUCCAUGUUUUACAAACUCAAUUUCCUAUUCCUGUUAACCGUCAUAUCGGUUUCGCGCCGGCACUUUGAGAUAGCCUUCCGUAUGUUCGACCUGAACGGUGACGGGAAUGUGGAGUACGAUGAGUUUGAAAAGGUACAAAACGCUAUACUCUCGCAAACUAGUAUUGGCAAAAAGUUGGGCACUAAUCGAAACGGAUACAAAGGUGUGAGCUCAGCACUCGCUAAAUACUUUUUCGGUGAAGAUCUCAAACAAAAACUAACGAUUGAAAAGUUUCUCGACUUUCAACAACAAUUACAAACAGAACUCUUGACUCUUGAGUUUGAGCGCAAAAAGCCGAACCCAAUAACCGGUAAAAUAAAAGAAUCAGAAUUUGCGGAACUGCUGAUAGCAUACGCUGGACUGACUGAGAAGCGGAAAAAUAAAAUGUUAAAAAGAGUUAAGAAAAGGUUUGGCAGAGACGAGGACGGCCUCGAAGAAGAGGGCAUCACUUUGGAGGACUACCUCAGUCUCUAUAAUUUCCUACAAAAUAUCAACGAUGUAGACAUGGCUCUUAGCAUUUUCAACAUUGCCGGCGCUUCCAUAGACCAAUCGACUCUCAAACAUGUGGCCAAAACCGUAGCACACGUUCAACUAAGAGAUCAUUUGAGGACGGGCAGUUAA
Messenger RNA from Oppiella nova, 882 nucleotides. NCBI's taxonomy places the organism in Eukaryota, Metazoa, Arthropoda, Arachnida, Sarcoptiformes, Oppiidae. The record is from the annotation of a GenBank genome assembly.